GCCUCUCCGUCACAGGUGCACGUGCUCGGCGAAGAUAGUGAGGGCUUGCACUGCCGGAAAUGAGGGGAGUACCACGUGCCUAAUAAUCCGGCAUUACGGAUAAGUGAAUGUAGCAAGCAGGAUAAAAGGGUGUGACGACGGGGCUUGUUCUUGGUGUUCCGGUUGCGAGUUUUUUUUUGUACAAUAUUUACGGGAUAUUUAUUUUAGAGCAAAGUAACAUAGUGUUGGUCCAUAAUGCAGAAAAAAACAUAUAUAUUUUUUUUAAAUGUGGCAGAAGUUGAUGGCCAAUCUCUCCAUCAUAACGAUGCAACCCAGUAUCAUAAUAUAAUUCUUUCUAUUACAAAAACGGCAUUGGAGAAAAAUAUACUUCUUUAAAGUAGAAGCAGAAGUGGAGGCUGACAAAUGCAUCGUUGAUCUCUAAAUCGAGAAAAGGGCCUUGACAUAUCAAUUAAUCUUUGCCAAUCUAUUCGAGUUCUGUCUAUUGUUGUUUAGAUUGGAAAGGGUCAGGACUAGCAUGUCAACUGCUCUUGCAUGACAUCCGCAGUUCCACACCCUGUAUAUGCGGCGCCAUAUGCGUCAUUAACAUCUUGAAAUGAACACAAUUACCCUAAUUGAAUCAUUACUGCUAGUUACCGCAGUUCUGCAUCGCUUGGCGAGAACUUGGGUGGUGUCGUACUAAGUCUGCUUUAACGUUAAUCGGCGAUGAUACCUAGGUUUUCGUGGGAUGAAGGCAAAAGCACGUGGUCAGGAACGAUAAGAUAUGUACCCCGAGAUUAGAUCUCCGAACGAUAUCCAUUCGCGGUCGGAAUGAUAAGGAAUUCAAGUCAGUUAUGUUUCCUCUCGUGGCACGGUCGGAUCGCACACCUGUUGAUAGACGAGGUUGAGAAAUUCAACGCGAAAAGAUUAUGGAACGUCCGACAGUACGAGUGUAACUCUUUGGCGGCAACACGACAGGGCCAGUAGGUGCCCGGCUGCCUCCCGCGCCGCACGCAGGUUCAGCGGGUUCCUGACACGGCCAUCCGGCAGUCUUCGCGCCCUCGACGGAUACGUUUAAGCCUUUCUGGGCUGGCCAUCAAAAUUAGCUGGUGGCGAGAGCACAUACUUUGCUUGCAAGUUUAUGCUGAUGGAAAUGAAAACAACGUGAAGAUAUUUUUGGCGGAGUGGCCCGACCUUCGCGCGAUGCCCUGGGAUGGAAGGUGACGACGCCCUGCGGAUGCGCGCCCUAACGACGCUCCCGUGGGCGAUCCGUCGACGGCAUCGGCAUCGGCUGGCGGCGGCGCUGGUGCUCUGCGUCGUCGUGCUCUGUCUGGCACACCGGCUGCUGCUGCUCGCCUUCGAAUACCGGGAAUACAUCUACGCUCUGCUGCCUGAGCCGCCGCUCCCAGUGCAGCGAAGGGAGGCGCACGUGACAAACAGCCACAGACAGCCUUCAGACAGACAGCCAAGGAUCCUGUGCUUGAUCGUGACGUCACCCAAGUACCACGACACGCGAUCGAGUCACGUGGCGGCCACCUGGGCACGGCACUGCACGCGGGCGGUGUUCCUGAGCACAGCCGGGGACUCGCGCCUCCCCGACGUCUUCAUCACGCCCGGCGCCGCCUCCUACCAGGAGCUGUGGGGCAAGGUCACGCAAGUUAUCCCGUCUGCAAGGAAUGGCCGGGGUUACCAUCCACUGGCGGCGAGGGAUUUGAAUGCAGGGUUCGAGUGGGCCUACAGGAACCGCCACGACUUCGACUGGGUGGUGAAAGCAGACGACGACACUUUCUUGGUCGUGGAGAACCUGCAGGCAGCUCUUCUCCGUCUCGACCCCGACCGGGAGCUGGCCACGGGCGUCCAGCUGAGGACCUGGGACACCGGCUCGGCGUACUUCAACGGCGGCGCUGGCUACGUGCUGAGCCGGGGAGCCGUGAGGAGGCUGGUGGAGGACGGCCUGCGGGAGCAGCGGUGCGAGGAGAACCUCAACCUCGGUGCCAAUGAGGAUGUCAACAUGGCACUGUGCCUCGCUCAUUUGGGUGUCGUAUUCCUGGACUCACGGGACUCCCUCGGGCGACAGCGGUUCCACAUGUACCCGCCUCACGAGCUCAUUGAUCCACGCCAAGCCAACAGCAUCACGCACCUGUGGCUGAAGACGCAGUCGGUCUUCCCUUACAAGUUUGGUUACGCUGAACUCAGUGACGAAGCGAUCAGUUUCCACUACGUUGACGCGCGCUCCAUGUAUCUUCUCUACUAUCUUGUUUACGUCGUUAACCCAAACAACCAAGUCACUCCCAUCAACCAGGUCGACCGAGAAAGCCAGGUCAAAGGGAACAAACAGGUUAAGGAAAACACGCGAGUAAACUUAUCCACGAGUGAAAAGUGAAGUGAAGGAACAGGAGAAAUGGAGAGGAAAAACAGGUUGAACUGUGAAUGUGCUGGUAUGUUUUCAUUUCUUUAAAUGAAAGUGCCGAGCAAAGUCAUAUACUAAUAGAAAGAUAGAACUACUGUGAAAUAUGAUUAUCUUUGUGAGGACGCUUUAUGAAAAUAUGUCAAGGUCAAAUAUUUUAACAUUCAAAUGAAAAUACAAAUUUAAGUUUAGUGAUUUUAGGAUUGAUAUUAAAAGUGAAUAUACGAAAAAAAUAUACA
Molecule: messenger RNA, 2622 nt
Organism: Penaeus chinensis
Lineage: Eukaryota; Metazoa; Arthropoda; Malacostraca; Decapoda; Penaeidae
Product: glycoprotein-N-acetylgalactosamine 3-beta-galactosyltransferase 1-like
Exons: 8
Coding region: 1190-2359 (389 amino acids)
Cellular component (GO): membrane
Molecular function (GO): N-acetylgalactosaminide beta-1,3-galactosyltransferase activity
Source: RefSeq, a predicted model, not a curated record